AUGGCAGAAGAAGAACAUGAGGGCGCCUCGCCAAAGGAGCUCCUCGUCGAGGCCUGCCGCCGCGACAAUACCGAUCUCCUGAUCCAAGUGCUCGCCGGGCGGUCCGACGAGGAGAUAGCACGCCUGCUCAACCGCACCACGACCGUCAUGGGGAACCACCUCUACCACGAGGCCGCCUCGCGCGGUAACUACGACAUCAUCGACCUUCUCCUCGACCAGCCCAACUUUGAAUGCGACCCCGUCAACCGCCUCGAGGGCGACACGCCGCUGCACUCCGCCAUCCGCUGGAUCAACGCCGAGCCUCCCGCGCAGCGCGCCUUUGGCGCCGCCCUCGUCGAGAUGAUGCUCGAGGCCGGCUCCAACCCGCGGCUGCGCAACAAGGGCGGUCUGACGGCGCAGCAGCUCGUCGACCCAACCAACACGGAGCUGCGCGCGCUGAUUGACAAGUAUCUCUACGCGUCACAGAAUACGGGCGAUUUCGUGGACGCGGUGGGUGUUGCACCGGCGGGCGCGCCGCCGCCACCGCCGCCGGGGGGAAAGGCGCCGCCGUUGCCGGGACAGGCGCCGCCAUCGCUGCCGGUGGGACAGGAGACGGAUGAUAUUGACGAGAAUGCUGAAUUCAGUGGCAGUGAUGACGAGGAGCGCGCAGAGUGGGAAAGGAGGAAACGGGAGAGGGCCCAGAGGUAG
Molecule: messenger RNA, 687 nt
Organism: Beauveria bassiana ARSEF 2860
Lineage: Eukaryota; Fungi; Ascomycota; Sordariomycetes; Hypocreales; Cordycipitaceae
Product: ankyrin repeat protein
Exons: 3
Coding region: 1-687 (228 amino acids)
Molecular function (GO): protein binding
Source: RefSeq, a predicted model, not a curated record